UGGUUAAGACACCUUAACAUUUUUCACAUUCUGAACUAGUCAGCUGUGUAGGAUGGACAACUCCAGAAGAGCUAUAUUCAGGUGCUGAUGAUCACUUGGUUCUGAAGUGGAAUCUGAGUAACAAUGAAACAAAUACUCUUGUAAAGUUACCAGAUGAUGUAUUUCCUACAGAUAUGCACUGGUUUCCUAAAUCUGCUGCUGGUGGUGGAAAGAAGACUGGAUCAGACCUCUUUGUUUUAACAUCAACUGAUGGGAAAAUUCACCUUAUUAGUAAAACAGGAAGAGUUGAAAAAAGUAUAGAGGCACACAAAGGUGCAGUAUUAGCAGGAAGAUGGAGUUAUGAUGGGUCAGCACUUGUGACAGCUGGUGAAGAUGGUCAAGUAAAAAUUUGGUCAAGAAGUGGAAUGUUAAGGUCAACUUUGACACAAAACAGUUCUUCAGUAUAUGGUAUAGCAUGGGGACCAGACUCUGACCAGGUUCUCUUCACGAAUGGAAGACAGUUGGUGAUCAAGUCAUUACAACCUAAUGCUAAACCAACAAUGUGGAAAGCCCAUGAUGGAGUAAUACUGAAUGUGGACUGGAACCCAGUUAACAAUUUGAUUCUGUCUGGAGGAGAAGAUUGUAGAUAUAAGGUAUGGGAUACCUAUGGUAGAGUAAUGUAUAACAGCUCUGCCCAUGACUAUCCCAUCACUUCAGUUGCCUGGACCCCUGAUGGAGAAUUGUUUGCUGUAGGAUCUUUCAAUACAUUAAGGAUUUGUGACCAAGCAGGGUGGUCUUAUUCCUUGGAGAAACCUAACACAGGGAGUCUGUUCAAACUGGCAUGGUCUGGAGAUGGCACACAGGUAGCAGGAGCAUGUGGGAAUGGUCAAGUACUUAUUGGACAUUUAAUAGAAAGGCGACUUGAAUGGAAGAAUUAUGAAGCAACAGUUGUUAGUAGUAAACAAGUAGAUGUUAGGAACGUAGUCAAUGAUGUUAAAGAUAAGCUGGACUUCCGGGACAGAAUCAUUAAAUUAUCGUUUGCCUAUUCUCAUCUCAUUGUUGCUACUUCAUCACAGUGCUAUAUAUUUAAUGUUAGAAAUUUCAACACACCAAUGAUAUUUGAUCUUAAAGAGGGCAAUGUGACACUUAUCCUUCAAGCAGAGAAACAUUUUGUACUUGUUGACACAGCUGGUGUGUAUAUUUACUCCUACGAUGGUAGAAUGGUAUCUUCACCUAGAUAUGCUGGUAUGAGAGCUGAUGUUCUCAAUUAUCAAACAGUGGCACUCAGUAACGACACAAUUGCUAUUAGGGAUAAAACAGAUGAAAAAGUUGUGUAUGUAUUUGAUGCACAGACUGGGAAGAAUUUGGGUGAUGGUAAACCCAUUACACACAAGUUAGAGGUAAUGGAAAUAGCACUUGACCAAUGUGGACCAGCGACAGAGAGACGUCUAGCAAUAGUAGAUAAAAAUAGGGAUCUCUAUGUGACAGCUGUUAGAGUGUUUGGUGGAGAAAGGAAAACACAUAAAUUAGGAAACAUGAUUCAAUCCUUGGCAUGGAAUGACUCAGCUAAUAUGUUGGCAGCAUUUGCAGAUAGUAAAUUUACAGUAUGGUAUUAUCCCAAUGUCGUAUUUGUAGACAGAGAUCUUAUUAAUAGAACAGUGUUUUCCAAAGAUGCAAGUGAAUUUGGUAAGAAUCCACAGAUCUUACAGUACACAGGAAAUCAUGUUGUGAUACGGAGAGCUGAAGGUUCUAUAGUCAGUACAGUCACAUCACCUUACCCAUCAAUACUACACAACUAUGUACAGUCAUCAAGGUUUGCUGAUGCUGUUAGACUGUGUAGAUUUGUUAAAGAUGACAUUUUAUGGGCGUGUCUAGCUGCAAUGUCUGCUUAUGCUAAAGAUCUCAACACAGCUGAAGUGUCAUAUGCUGCCAUCUUAGAGGCAGAGAAAGUACAGUUUAUUGUGAAUAUCAAAGACAUACCAGUAAAAGAAGCUCGGAAUGCAGAAAUGGCCCUUUUAUGUGGAAGUCCGCAGGACGCUGAGGCUAUAUUGUUGACGGCUGGACUCACAUUCAGGGCAAUUAUGUUAAAUAUUCAACUUUAUAAUUGGGAUAGAGCAUUGGAAUUAGCAGUUAAACAUAAAACUCAUGUAGAUACAGUAUUAGGAUAUAGACAAAGAUAUUUAGAAAGAUUUUCCAAGAAAGAGAAUAUCAAAAGAUACCAACAGUACAAAGAUGGAAUUGAAAUAGACUGGGAGAAAAUAGAAUCCAAAAUAGAAUAUGAAUAUCAAAAAGAAAGAGAACGACCAACACCUUCUUCCCAGCCUGCCUCUACAGGUUCAACAGGAAGUUCUGUGUCACGGACAGGUGGACCAAGACCAAGGGUCACAGCACAAACUUAGUCAUUUAUUAUAUGUUCAUUUCUAAAAACUGUGAUACUAUUUAUUUUGUUGUGAAAAGAAAACACUAUAGUUAAGUUGUUUAAUUGCUAAAUAAUGAAGAAAAUGAUAGCAAAACUUUAAAAGACAAAGUUACUGUAUUCUUUUAUUUCAUGUGUAGUAAAAAAUGAGAGAAAGUUAAAAUAGUUUAAUGUUGGAAUAUCAAAUAAUCAUGCUUUGUUGUAACAAAACAGAUAUACUAGUUCUAUGUCUAAGAAGGCAAUGAGAAUCAGUUGUUUCAUUGUUUCUAUAUACAUUUAUAUUGAUAUACACAUCUUGUUUUUAAAAAUAUACUGUCAAAGGUAACAGCAUUGAAAAGUUUUUCACCAAUGCUUUUAAUUGUUGCUGUGAAAUUCAAAAUGCAAAUCUUGCAAUAGGGAAUAGGACAAAUUUUCAGCAAGAUAAAAGUAAACCAUUAAAUGUGCUAUGCAAAAUAUUACUAGUCAUAUCUGUAAUAAAGUUGUGUUAAGGAAACAGAAAUGAUUUAAUUUAUAAAAGAAAAUCGCUUGUUAACAGUUUAUAGAUAAAAUUCCAACUUAUAUUCAUUCCAGUGUUAUAUGACAUUUUCACAUUGCUGUUUUGGAAUUAAGUAUGUUUUAUAAUGUCUACUGUGUUCUAGAUUUUUGUAUUUAUUUUUUCCUGUUCUCAAGGGCGAAAUGUUGUCCUCAUCAUAAAAAAUUAUGAUAACCAGUUUUGGAUGGUACUGAAAUUGCACAUAAAAAAACAAUUUGCUUUAAAAUAUUCUGUUAUAACAUUAAAGUUCAUGUUUUAAGUUUUUUUUUCCAACCUGACAUAGUCUUCUGUAGUUCAUUUUGUAUAAUCGCAUUAUCUCCAACAGUUUAUAUGCAGGUUAGGUUCUGAUUUUUCUACUGUUUUGUCCUACAUUAAUUUUGAAAAUUACCUUUCUAAAAAGUAAGAUGUUCGUUAGUGAGACAAUAAUUCAUUAAAGACCAAAGGAAAAUAAAAUGAACAUGUACAGGUCCCUAUUGUAUUUACGGUUGAAAUUCCCGCCUAAUGUUACAACUGGGUAAGCUAUAACUGCAACCUUUAAUAUUUAUUGAAUGCUUUAUUCCGUCCAAAUAUUUUGUAUUCAUAUGACAUAUAUGAUGUAUAAUGUUUGUUUACAAAGAAUAUCUAUUUUAUUUAGAGAAGCAGGUGGAAAAGAAAAUCUCGUAUAAAAUAAAAAGUUAAAUCUUUUA
Messenger RNA from Mytilus californianus (California mussel), 3613 nucleotides. RefSeq names its product intraflagellar transport protein 80 homolog. The coding region runs from base 174 to 2378 and encodes 734 amino acids. The record is from RefSeq and is a predicted model, not a curated record. NCBI's taxonomy places the organism in Eukaryota, Metazoa, Mollusca, Bivalvia, Mytilida, Mytilidae. Gene Ontology annotation, biological process: cilium assembly. The transcript has 18 exons. Gene Ontology annotation, molecular function: protein binding. Gene Ontology annotation, cellular component: cilium; intraciliary transport particle B; centrosome.